Molecule: messenger RNA, 1161 nt
Organism: Penicillium mononematosum
Lineage: Eukaryota; Fungi; Ascomycota; Eurotiomycetes; Eurotiales; Aspergillaceae
Product: MDR family NADP-dependent oxidoreductase
Exons: 3
Coding region: 1-1161 (386 amino acids)
Molecular function (GO): oxidoreductase activity, acting on the CH-CH group of donors, NAD or NADP as acceptor
Source: RefSeq, a predicted model, not a curated record
AUGCAUCCCUGCAUCCCCAGGAAAAUUGAUUAUUCAACACUUCUACUUGGCCCGGGGCUUCUCCCCUCACUCAUAAUUCCAUUAAACAUCCUCCAAAAUGUCGAACAAACAAAUCAUCUAUACCACCCUCCGGCCCCGGCCAUCGACCCCUCUCUCAGCACUGGUACAUUCCGCCUAAAUACCCUCCCCAUCCCCAAAGAUGUCCCCACAGACAAGCUCCUCGUACGCGUACACUACCUCUCCCUCGACCCAGCCAUGCGCCAAUGGCUCACCGCCAAACGCUCCUACAUCGCCCCCGUCGAGCAAGGCGCCAUCAUGCGCGGCCAGAGCAUCGCCCAAGUCCUCGCCGUAGGCAGCAGUCUGAGCUCCAAAUACAGCAAAGGCGACUGGGUCGUCGCCAGCUCCGGCUGGCAGGAGUACGCAGUGGUCAGCGCGAAAGAAGCAGAAAAGAUAACCGUGCCAGCUGGCGGACGGCCCACAGACGCAAUGUCCGUGCUCGGCAUGACCGGGCUGACGGCGUACUUCGGCAUGGUUGAGAUCGCGCAGGUGAAGAAGGGAGACACGGUUGUUGUUUCUGGCGCUGCGGGCGCGACGGGCAUGGUGGCUGGCCAGAUUGCGCGCAUUAAGGGCGCUAAGCGUGUUGUGGGGUUGGCGGGUACUAAGGAGAAGUGUGAUUUCUUGGUUAGGGAGCUUGGUUUCGACUCUGCGGUCAACUAUAAGGAUGCGGAUUGGAGGAAGCAGCUUAAGCUCGCUACGCCUGAGUAUAUUGAUGUCUUCUUUGAUAAUACCGGGGGUGAUAUCCUUGAUGCUUGUUUGGCGAGGGCGGCUACUAACUCGCGCUUUGCUAUCUGUGGCGCUAUCAGCCAGUAUAAUGCUGCUAAGCCGCAAGGUCCGGCCAGUUUUAUGAGUGUGAUUUCGCAACGGAUCACCAUGAAGGGUUUCAUUGUCUUCGAUCAUGCGAAGCAAUUCCCAGCCGCACUCAAGGAGCUCGGCUCUUGGUUGGCUGAGGGUAAGCUCAAGCGCAAAGAGCAUAUCGUGCCUGGUGGAUUGGAGGCGGCGCCUCAGGGUCUCGUCGACCUCUACGCUGGUGCUAACACUGGUAAAAUGAUGGUUGAGGUAGCGCCGGUCAGCGAGGCAUUGGUUGCAAAGGCCAAGCUGUGA